UCAAAAUUUUGUGUCAUUUCGUAGUAUUAUAGUAUUUUUAUUGUUAUUGAAAACGCUCGCCCACUAAAAUGCAAGCCGCGGACAUUAUAAUAGACACACUUCUCUCCUUCAACCGACCGGUGCACGAACAGGAACUCAUCUGCGAGGUGGCCCGUCGUGGUGGGCUCAAGUACGAGGAUAUGUUCAAAUCGGCCACCUCCCUGCGAGAGGGAUUCCAUGAGCUGUGCAACUUUGGGUAUUUGCAGGAGACGGAUCCGGGCUGGUAUACCAUUAGGCCGCUGGACAUGAAGAGCCAGCCGUUGCGGGUGAAGAAAUCGGAAUUCGACUACAGGCGUAUGUGUGAGGCCUAUCUGAAGGGCAGUGCCUGCAAUCCCCAGGUGGGAAUUACGAGCCUAGUGGCUAAAGGACCUAAUAACUUGACUUCCAAUCAAUUUUACGAAUGGCACCCUGAAACCCCCUUUUUGGGCUCUUCGCUGACCAACAACCACGUCUCAUCAACUUCACCACGGACCAUUAUACGUAAACACAUAAAGUCCAACAAAACAGUAGCCAGAAGAAAUGCUUCCACAGCUGUCCGUCUCAUCAAGUACAACAAGACGAAACGAAUAGCAUACCAACCACAGCCACUAGCCGGGACAAGACGCCCAUAUAAGCCGAGAACCAAGACCAGCAGCAAAAUAGCAAUACGCCAGCUGCGUGGCAACAUUAAGGCUCCGACACAAUUGCGCCGAGGAAAACGCAUACCACAAAGCGUCGGGUCUAUCGAAAAGAUACUUCCUCAGCGUCAACAACGCCGCAAAGCCAAACUGAACAAGAAGCAAAACGGCACCGAUAACUAAUUAUUACAUCUCAACCGACCACCCAAGGACUCCGCCCGUCCACACACUCCAAGGGAAAUCCUUGUCUAUGUGAAAGCGAAAGCAGCUCAUAUACAAAUAUUCACAAAGAACUAAUACCUCCUUCAGACGAAACUGGUCAAGCAUUUGCCUGACUCUAGUUUCCUUUGCUGCUUCCUGGAUUUGUUUGCGCGAGGAAAAUUUAUUGCCUAGGCGUCCUCCGUGUGUGCUCCUCAGACGUUUUUCAUGCAGAAAUUAUGUCUGGCCCCACCACACUCCACACUCAGACGUUUUUCCUGUGCUAAGAGCUAUCUUUACUAAAAUUUCAAGUAAUAAGAUCGUUGAUAAGUGAUACAAAACACAUUAAAACAUUAAUCAAUUAAAGCAUGAAGAAAACCACUAAUAAAUUGUGUUGCCGCAAUUUGUUUAAAGGAUUAAGAUAAGGAAAAUGAUAAUUCCACGAAAUAGGUGUCCCCAAGACAGAUUUAUGAGACGUUUUCAUAAAGACACCGAUUUAUGAGUUUUUGGAGACUGUAUGUUGAUUAUAGAGCAUAUUGCCACAGAUAAUGUCAAUUUAUUUUAAGCAAAGAAAUACAUGUUUAUGAACUUAUUACAAGUAAUUAUAUAUCGGAA
Molecule: messenger RNA, 1469 nt
Organism: Scaptodrosophila lebanonensis
Lineage: Eukaryota; Metazoa; Arthropoda; Insecta; Diptera; Drosophilidae
Exons: 2
Coding region: 69-839 (256 amino acids)
Source: RefSeq, a predicted model, not a curated record